GCGGCCGUAGGAGCCCUGGCAGGAACAUUACUGCAGUGAGAGGCCGGCUGGGCGGCGGUGCUGAGUGGGGUGGUGUUGGAGCAGGAGAGGAUGCUGCCCAUCCUGCUGGAUCUGUUAGACACCAACAGUGCCUCGGAGCUGAGGCCUCUGACCGGCCUGCUAAGGAACCUGGCCCGACACUCCACCAACAAAGACCAUAUCGCUAAAAACACGGUGAACAUUCUGGUGACCAAGCUGCCCAGUGACGGCCUUCAGAAAACACCCUGCAGCGAGGUGGUAGUCAACAUCUGUGGAGCCCUCAAUCACCUGGUCACCUGCAGCUCCUUGGCAGCCCGGGACGUCUCAUACUUCAACGGCCUGCCGAAACUGAUUGGAAUCAAGACAUCCCAUGAUAACAGCUCUGGGGGUCUAAAAGCUGCCAGAGCAGCAUCAACUGUCCUCUGCAACAUGUUCCAGUACAGCAAACUGCACAGAGACUACAAGCUGAAAGGCUUUGCUGCUUGUCGCUUGUUUUUACAGUAA
Notothenia coriiceps (black rockcod) is the source of this 522-nucleotide messenger RNA. Its product is annotated as plakophilin-3-like. The transcript has 5 exons. Gene Ontology annotation, biological process: cell-cell adhesion. Gene Ontology annotation, cellular component: nucleus; cytoplasm; plasma membrane. NCBI's taxonomy places the organism in Eukaryota, Metazoa, Chordata, Actinopteri, Perciformes, Nototheniidae. The record is from RefSeq and is a predicted model, not a curated record. The coding region runs from base 91 to 522 and encodes 143 amino acids. Gene Ontology annotation, molecular function: protein binding.